GACGUAGACGGCUUUGCUUGGGGAGUUGGUUGUGACGUGGCAGAAGGCGGAAGCGAUGUUGCGGCAGGAUAGUAAUGAUGAGACGGAAGAUGUUUCACUUUUUGAUGGAGAAGAGGAAAUGUCCAGGAAGUCCAAGAAAUCAAAAAUAAAACACCCUAUAGCUUCCUUUUGCCACUUGUUCUUCCGGGUCAGUGCAAUAAUUGUCUACUUACUUUGUGAAUUGUUAAGCAGCAGCUAUAUUGCCUGUAUGGUGACAAUAAUCUUACUUCUAUCGUGUGACUUUUGGGCAGUGAAGAAUGUCACAGGGAGGUUGAUGGUUGGCCUCCGAUGGUGGAAUCAGGUUGAUGAUGAUGGCAAAAGUCAUUGGGUGUUUGAAGCCAGAAAGGCAUCUGCUCAGGGGAGGAAAGCUAUUUCAGAAGCAGAGUCCAGAAUCUUCUGGUUAGGAUUAAUCACAUGUCCUUUACUCUGGGUGAUUUUUGCCUUCACUGCCCUAUUUUCUUUCAAAGUUAAGUGGCUGGCAGUGGUAAUUAUGGGUGUAGCAUUGCAAGGAGCUAAUCUUUAUGGCUAUAUUCGGUGCAAAGUGGGUAGCAGGAAGAACCUGACCAGCGCAGCAACUUUCUACUUGGGAAGGCAGUUCCUGCGGCAAACCACACCCAAGGACGACCAAGCAGCAUCUUGAGGUUCAUGAAGAAAUGCUACCUGCCAUUUUCAGUUCUUAUGGAGAAUGAGAGGGGGGAAUCCCUAUUUCUUGGCUUCUGUACAGGAAAUUUAUAAUCUGUGUAUGGAUUUUUGUAAUUAAAUAUCUCAAAGAAGUGUUAAUUAUUACCGUUUCUUACAACUUAGAUUUUACAGAACCCUUCUUGAUUUAACUGACUGCUGGGCUCUUUAAUUAAUUAAAUAAUUAAUUCUUCAUUUAGAAUUAAGUUAAAAAAAUAGAGGUGACAUCUGUGACUAUUUAUAACGUUCCAGUCCUGAAAUAGCCGGAACUGUCCCAAAUAACUUAGCAGUCAAAUAUUUUUGCUAUUUCAAAACCAGCUUGUUCAAGAAGUGUCAUGAUAAGGGCUUGAGCAACCUUUCCUCAUGUGGGAACUGUGGAAUGUAACCUUUAAUACAUGACUUAAUGUGUACAUUAUUGUGAGAUCAGGUAUUUUUAAGAAAGUAUUUUAGAUCUGAAAUAGAAAAUAAUAACAAUUGGAUAAUUUCAGCUAAAGGUCAGGAAUUGAGAGGAAGAACUAAGGGUUCUAGUUUCACAAUCAGAAUAGAAAAACACUGAUGCCUGUUGAUUGGCAAAACAUAACUUUCCUGUUUUGUUUGGUUUUGAUCUGAGCCGCCUUGAAUAUUGAGAUUUCCUGAGAAGUAAGGGCAAGUUCCCUUCAGCUUAAUACCUGAGUGAAAGAGAAUUCUCAGGCUAUAUAUAACUACGGUAACCAACAAGGAUAUAGAUCUCAAUUCAUAGCAUCCUAUAGAGAGAGGAAGGAUUUGAGUGUGCCCUUUUGUGCCACUUAACAAGUUAUAUUAUAGAAGAACUGUUCUGAAAUUGCUAGUGCCAAUUCAUAAUAAACCUGAACAAGCAAUUUCAGAACUUAUGAAAUAAGAGAUAGAGCUAUUUUAAAACUAGGUGGCUCAUGUUAGUAGAAAAAUCAGCCCAGGUAAUCCCUUGGAAUAAUUUAGGUCAGGUGUAUCUAACCUCUGGGUUGUGGCCCAAUACUGCACAUGCACAUUUGCUCACCACUUGUGUGAGCCAGUUCCCCUCCCCACCCUCCAUCCUGCAGCCAGCCUACCAAGCCGCAAAAGUUGGGGGCCAUUGAUUUAGCCCAUCUGCAAAUAUUUCUUUGCAAACAUAAGCAAAAUUUCAGUGAAUUUAGGCUUUACUAAAAACGUGGUAGAUUUCUGCAAAUUGUCCUGCUUUAAAUAGAGUGAGUUCCGUGCACUGGGACUAGCUUGUCAUGGUGUGCUACUGGUAGUUGGGCUGCUUUUCAAAAUCGAUUAAAAUUUAUUGAAUUACUGCUGUUUACUGGAUGGACAUCCAGUUCUUCAUUUCAAACAUGAUCAACUUGUAUAUUUCUCAAGAUGCUUAAACAGGAGUUAAAGCUGGGGUACAGUUACAGUUCAGAUAGUUUGUAAGAUAAGCUUAGGAAAGAAGUAUUGAUUAUAAACAAACUUAAUAUAAGCCUAAUGGUGGUUUAUUGUUCAUUUUUAAAAGAAGCAGUUGGCAAGUUUCUACAUGAAUGCUGAUAGUUAAUGUUCAUAUUUGGAUAUAAAAAGUAAAGGUUCUUGGAAUACAGAAGUAAUGUAUCUAAAAACUCUGUUUUGCAUUGUGCAUGUUUGUGAACCUUUCCAAUUAACCUGUUUUCCAAAGAAAUAUAUUUUUUUAAAGCUGUGAAA
Notechis scutatus (mainland tiger snake) is the source of this 2385-nucleotide messenger RNA. RefSeq names its product trans-golgi network vesicle protein 23 homolog C (gene TVP23C). NCBI's taxonomy places the organism in Eukaryota, Metazoa, Chordata, Lepidosauria, Squamata, Elapidae. Gene Ontology annotation, cellular component: Golgi membrane. Gene Ontology annotation, biological process: protein secretion; vesicle-mediated transport. The record is from RefSeq and is a predicted model, not a curated record.